Molecule: messenger RNA, 360 nt
Organism: Cercospora beticola
Lineage: Eukaryota; Fungi; Ascomycota; Dothideomycetes; Mycosphaerellales; Mycosphaerellaceae
Source: RefSeq, a predicted model, not a curated record
AUGAAGACGGCGCUGGAUGCAUCGGCUGUACUGUCUUUGGUGCAAGGUUCUCUCAGGAGACGUAACACCAUGUUGUGGCCUCUUCACUUCCGGAGGAUGAACAAGACGCUGGAACAGCUUUGGACCUCAAGACUACGUGCGAUCAAUCGCGCAUUGACUACUCUGACGACAGCAAUGACCAAGCUCUACCGUGAGCAUUAUCUGCAUUUCGAAAAAGCACGAAAGACAACGAAGAUUAUUGCGAGUUUGAAAGGAGAUCCGCAUCGACGGCACAACUUGGUGCUUUGGAUCCUAUGUCUCCACAGGCCGGCUCUCAGUCGAUCACGUGUGGACUACAAGGCCGAAAUCCCGCACUCGUAG